AUAACCCUAUUAAAUCCCUCACGUUCACUCUCAAAAACCCUAGCUACACUCAGCCUCCGCAUUCCAGAGAGAGAGGGAGAGACACAGAGGGAGAGAGAUACAGAGAGAGAAUCAUGGCGGCAACACCACCGGAAUCAGUUCAAUGCUUCGGCAGGAAGAAGACCGCCGUCGCCGUAACUCACUGCAAGCGCGGCCGCGGCUUGAUCAAAAUCAACGGCGUUCCAAUCGAGCUCGUUCAGCCGGAGAUCCUCCGUUACAAGGCCUUCGAGCCAAUCCUCCUCCUCGGUCGCCACCGCUUCGCCGGCGUCGACAUGAGGAUCCGCGUCAAAGGAGGCGGUCACACCUCGCAGAUCUACGCUAUUCGUCAGUCAAUUGCGAAGGCUCUGGUUGCGUAUUACCAGAAGUUCGUCGACGAAGAGUCGAAGAAGGAGAUUAAGGAUAUUUUGGUGAGGUAUGAUAGGACUUUGCUUGUUGCUGAUCCCAGAAGGUGCGAGCCGAAGAAGUUCGGAGGUCGUGGUGCUCGUGCAAGGUUCCAGAAGUCUUACCGUUGAUUUCUCGAAAGCCGAGACGUUUAUCGGUUUGCUUGCUGCUAUUUUAGUGAUUUUGAAUUCAAUUACCAAUGUUAUGUUUUGUCACAUUUUGAUGACUGAUGGAUUAGUAUUUUAAGUUUUGGUUUCGGAUAUUGUGAUAUUAUCGGUUGUCACCUGAAUUUCUAUAAUAUUUGUGUUUUCUUAGAUUA
This is a messenger RNA of Daucus carota subsp. sativus, 739 nucleotides long. RefSeq names its product small ribosomal subunit protein uS9. Gene Ontology annotation, cellular component: ribosome; cytosolic small ribosomal subunit. The coding region runs from base 114 to 551 and encodes 145 amino acids. Gene Ontology annotation, biological process: maturation of SSU-rRNA from tricistronic rRNA transcript (SSU-rRNA, 5.8S rRNA, LSU-rRNA); translation. The transcript has a single exon. Gene Ontology annotation, molecular function: RNA binding; structural constituent of ribosome. The record is from RefSeq and is a predicted model, not a curated record. NCBI's taxonomy places the organism in Eukaryota, Viridiplantae, Streptophyta, Magnoliopsida, Apiales, Apiaceae.